Acanthamoeba castellanii str. Neff is the source of this 2151-nucleotide messenger RNA. Its product is annotated as primase zinc finger protein. The coding region runs from base 1 to 2151 and encodes 716 amino acids. NCBI's taxonomy places the organism in Eukaryota, Discosea, Longamoebia, Acanthamoebidae. Gene Ontology annotation, biological process: DNA replication initiation; DNA replication. Gene Ontology annotation, molecular function: DNA replication origin binding; single-stranded DNA binding. The record is from RefSeq and is a predicted model, not a curated record. The transcript has 9 exons. Gene Ontology annotation, cellular component: replication fork protection complex; nucleus.
AUGCUCGACGCGGACGUGGAAAAAGCGCUCGAGGAUGAGUUCCUGGGUGGGGGUGGAAUGGAGAUGGGCGAGGACUACUUUUCGGCACGAAGGCGGACGACAGGCUUGGAUGAAGUCAAACGAUUCCUUCAGUCUGGUGACCCUGCCGCCCCGAUUGACCUCAGCUCGGGUGCCAAGCGGGCCAUCUCGAAGAAUCGCGCAUCGCUCUCCGCAGGAGCCUACUCAUCGCCCGUAGCACGGCAAAUCUCCCCCUCGUCUUCAUCGUCAUCUUCAUCUUCAUCUUCCGCAGUCGGAACCGACGAUCUGCCCUUCCAUGAGCGCAUGGCCGAGGCCAGGCGGCAGUACCAGAAGCUCACUCGGGAGAGAAAUGCACCCAAGCAGCAGUCGUGGGCCAACAACAGUCAUCAUGGCGGUGUUCAAAGCAAGCGCCCUGCCCGCACCAACCUGGCGCGUAGCUACACCUUCCAGGCCGUCGGUCGCCCCACGGCCACGGCCGGUGGUGCGCCGGCAGCCAAGAUGGAGGAGCCCACCACCGAUGAUGUGGCGUGCGAGCUGGAGGUGAAGGAGGCGGGCAUGGUCGUGAAAGAGGAGCAGGCACCAUUGGCGAUGAAUGGGAAAAGGCGGAAGAUGGUGCCAAGCGAUGAUGGUGACGAAGGGAAGAGCGGGGAGGAAAAGGUGAGCUCCUCGGCCAUCGAUCAAGGAGAGACAGCACACGGCGGCGAUGAAGCCACCGGGAUGGACGAAGCCGAGAAAGAGGAAGAGGAAGUCGCGGAUGGUACGCAAGGCACGCGACAAAACGGGGGUGAAGACGCGACCGAGAGCAAAGAGCGUGUGCGUAAGAUCGUCAAGGGCGCGCGACACGGCAAGACGCAGACGCCUCGCGAGAAGUACUCGCUGCUGCGGAUCGAGGGCGGCGUCGAGGAGAGCGUGAUGGCGGGCUACAUGGAGGACAAGAAGAUCGUCCACCUGGCCGACAUCAUGCGCCACCGCCGAGCCGAUGGCUUCAAGAACAUCUCAGGCAACUGGGUCACGUUCGGCAUCUUGGUCGCCAAGUCUGCGGUCCGCGAGGCCAACAAGGGCAACUCCAAAUACAUGGCGUGGGACUUGGCGGACCUCCAGGGCAACAUGAUCUCGCUGUUCCUGUUCGGCGAGGCCGCGGUCCGCUUUGCCGGCGAGACGCAGGCCGACGUGUUCGCCCUCUUGAAUCCCGAGAUCAUCGACGCUCGCGGGGGAAUGAGCCUCGCGCUGACCGUCACUGAGGCCACGCAAGUGAUGAGGUUGGGCAAGGCGGUCGACUUUGGCAUCUGCUCGUCCGUGGAAGACGGCAAUCCCUGCACUGCCGUCGUCGACACCUCGGUGCGCAAGCGCUGUAUUUACCACAUGCAGAGCGAGUACGGCAAGGUUCGGUCGAGCCGAGGCGAACUCAACAGUGUGAUCUCUUCGCCCGCCUCUCGUACGACGCUCAAGGAUGCGAAGGCGCGAGCGCAGAACAAUAUGUCGCGGGCCAUAUUCUACAUCGACGGCCUCGAGCUGCAGCCACUGGCCUACACUGCGUCGAUGGCCCAGCGGCGACACGCCUUCAAGCAGGGCAAGGACGACAGCGGCUCCGAGCUCCUGGCCUCGCCCGAGAUCAGUGCCCUGCUAAAGAACUCGCGCGACACUGCCGGAGCGCGCAACCUCAAGCGAAUGCUUGGCAUCUCCGAGCAGGCAGACGCGGCCCGAUCGCCCAGGUCGGUCAAGCUCAUCAAGCAGCGAAUGAAGAACGGCGGCGGCGGCCACCUGGGCGUGCUCCACCCCAACCACCCGCUGCUCAUGAAGAGCGACGAGGAGUGGGAGCAGGAGAACAACAAUGACAACAAGAGGGAGACGAACGAAAACGACGAAGACGAGUUCGCGCAGCAGCUCGAGAGCAAGAAGAAGCAGCAGGCCAAGCGGAAGGCACCCGAACAGGAGGAGGCGCUCGACAUCGACAAUAACGCCGGAAGCGAAGAGGGUCCGGCCAAGAAGAGAAGACGGAAGGAGGAAGCCGCGGACGGUGAUGGUGGUGGUGACGGUGAUGACGGUGCCCACCACUCCACGAUGGACCUCGCAGCGGGCGCACCGCCUCGACUCGCCCGAGGAUACCAGCCCGGUGACAGCAUCUCGCUGUGA